Messenger RNA from Acanthochromis polyacanthus (spiny chromis), 741 nucleotides. RefSeq names its product ecto-ADP-ribosyltransferase 4-like. NCBI's taxonomy places the organism in Eukaryota, Metazoa, Chordata, Actinopteri, Pomacentridae. The coding region runs from base 1 to 741 and encodes 246 amino acids. The record is from RefSeq and is a predicted model, not a curated record. The transcript is spliced from 2 exons. Gene Ontology annotation, molecular function: NAD+-protein-arginine ADP-ribosyltransferase activity; NAD+ poly-ADP-ribosyltransferase activity.
AUGCAGAUUCGUUUUAACUUCACCCUACGAGAUGCCAACAAAUCCGUCCCGUUGAGCAUGGUUGAAGAUUCGGUUGAUGACAUGUAUUUUGGCUGCAGUGAAGAAAUGAUGAAGACAGUCACUCACAAAUACCCUGAAGAACUGGAUGUGGGACCGUAUGCAAAGGCCUUGAAGAAGGUGAAAAAGUGUGUAGAAAAAAAUUUAAAAGAGAAAGAGGAUGAGGCUCUGACCAAAAACCACAUGCAAGCACUUUGUGCUUAUACAUCUGACUAUGUGUAUAAGGAAUUCAAUACUGCAGUCAUGAAAAAUGGAGGUGUCUAUACUUCAUCAUUCCAAUUCCACAUUUUACAUUUCUUCCUGACAUCAGCCAUACAGAUCUUGAAUAAUAAGAACGAUUGUAACACUACCUAUAGACGAACCAACGUUAUGUUUACUGGUAAUGUCAACCAAAGAAUUCGGUUUGGUUCUUUCAGCUCCAGCUCUUUUAGAACAGACCUGCGGCGCUUUGGUAACAAGAGCUGCUUUAAAAUCACAACAUGUACAGGCGCUUAUUUAAAAAGAUACCCAAAUUUGGGUAAACAUGAGGAAGAAGUUCUCAUUCCCCCCUACGAGGUUUUCCGUAUCACUAAAAAAUAUGAGGGCAACAGUAAACUUCCAGAGCUUAAUGACUGUGAUGUUGUCUUUGUCUUGAAAAGUGAAGGAGAUCAUAGUAGGCUCAACUGCAAAAUUGCUCAUAUAUGA